Molecule: messenger RNA, 2936 nt
Organism: Aedes albopictus (Asian tiger mosquito)
Lineage: Eukaryota; Metazoa; Arthropoda; Insecta; Diptera; Culicidae
Exons: 2
Coding region: 1593-2744 (383 amino acids)
Source: RefSeq, a predicted model, not a curated record
AGCCUGCCCCAGAACCCCAACACCAACACAGAUAGAAACACCAGGGUGGCAACAUCGACAUAGCAACAACAAAGUAAGGCGCCAUGCCACAUUGGACGAACGAGCAGGCGCUAUGAGGAAUUGCACUUUGGCAAACGCAUAAACUGAUGACACGCAUUAAUCGAUUCGACCGAUCACCCGAUCGACGACGGACCCACAUAAGAACAGUCACCAGGCGGAUAGGUUUGCUGAGUUGACAUAAUGAGUUUAUAAAAGCCACUUUCAGUGUCUAGAAUAAGUUAGUCUUAAUCGUGAGUUGUAACUUAGUGUUUAAUUGAAUAAAAUUAUUUUUUUUAUCGAAUGCUAGACAGCAUUCUAAUUAUUGGCGCAGUCUUCGGAAAAGUGUGUGGAAGUAGUGAAGGACUUUGAGUGAAAAUAGUGAAACCAAAGACAUUACGAAAUUUCCAACUUUAGCAAACUUCAGUGUGAAGAACCGGAUCAUCGGCAACAGCCACAGUUGAGGGAAUAUCAUUCUGUUUGAGUGAUUCGGAAGCGACAGAAGGACCCACACGCAACAACCUACAACCCACGGGACAACCACGAGACGACUCCGGGAUGAAAAUUAUUCUCCUGUAAGUAAAACCUUCUUUUUUUAAAUCAUAAAGUGAUCGAAAAGAACCACAUUGAAAUAACCAGUGCUAGUGAUACGAGUGAAGAGGGCAUAUCUUCCAUUUCCAUCCACGGCAUUUAAUUAUUUUCAUACGCGAUCAGUCGCACAAUAAACCCAAGUGAAACGGGAAACAUAGUGUCUAGUGACAAAACAAAGAAAAAAAAACUACAAUCAUGAAUAAUGAUUACCAAGUUCAACAAGACGGGGAACUGCCAGACGUUCCAUCGCCAACACUUGAAGAGCAGCUAAUUGAUCAAAUUACCCAGCUCACAAACAAUCAAAACAUGCUGAUGCAAACGAUUGCCGAACUGAAGGCAAAAAACGACGAUCCGUUCCUAGCUUUUAGAACACCGGAUCCCGUCAAAAAUCUGCCCACAUUUGGUGGCAAUAAAAAAGAAACUAGCGCAUGGCUAGAAGAUGCAGAAAAUACUCUUGACUUAUUUAAGGAAUACAGAGGGAAACCGAUGUAUUCACAAAUAGUCAGAGCGAUAAAAAACAAGAUUAUUGGCGAGGCUAAAGGAAUCCUGAUAGCCGCCGGUAACCCCAACAGUUGGGACGAAAUUAAAUCCGUUAUUAUUAAUUCAUACGGGGAUAGGCGUGAUCUUACAACGCAUAUACAAUCCUUAUUGUUACGAAUGCUCGCAUUACGUUUCGUGCUUAGUGGACCUGGCAACCCUGAAACUAAAGUAUCGAGGAUUCGAUCGGAGCUGCCUAUUGAAGUGAGAUGCGGUGAUUCGGCAGUGUAAUUUUGUCCGUGAGUCCGAUAGGAACUACGAGGAGAGUGCACUGUGUUAGGAGAGUUGUUUGUCCCGCGAACCGAUACUAUUUUUAUCGAAGCUGCUCGAAAUAGAAGCUGCUGUUGAUAAGGUGUCAAUGUUCCGAACGCGACAUGCCUCCUAACAAACUUCGAUAAAAAUAAUCCAUCCACCACAAGCCUUCCGCCAUGGACUGUACGUUGCGAGAACUUUCCCUUCUUGAAGAGAAGAAUAAGUUAUGGCGGAAGGAACACGCAGAACGAGUGAAGCGUAUGGAACAGUAUUAUGAUCAAGAGAUUGCGAAUAUUGAAGAGGAAUUCAAAAGAGCCGUACAGAAACUUAAUUCGGAUUUCAGCGCUCAGCGGAAAGCAAUACUACGGCAAAACAGUGGGUGUGAAGUCAGCAAUGGAGCGAUGGUGGAAUCGAUUCCUUCAAGUGAUGAAACCCAGCCGAAAAAGUACUGCACGAGAGCAGUGGAUCCGAAAAAUGCCGACUCUCCCGAAACAUCUUCGCAAACAAAACUCUUGUCGAAGCCAUCUACUGUUUCACAAAGCGCUAUCAACGGCGAUCUAGAGUCUAUAUCUCAUCAAGAGCGCAGAGAGAUCACCGAAAUGCUAUCAGCUGGUUCUCCAACAGCUGUUUCGUUUGUGAGCAUACAAUCUAUGACGUCAGCUUUACACAAGCUGGGGAAGAAGCAGAUACGUUAUUCAAUUCCAAAGAAUGAAAUAAUCUACGACCGAGUCUACGACAUCAAUCCCAGAAAAACAACUAUCAACUUUGUGCAGUGCUUCGCUUACGGGGUCUGUGUAAACUACGACGACGCAGAUCAGGUAACUGACCGAGUGCCGUAUCCUAUGGGGAACGAAAAACAAUGCAUGCGCGGUAGUAAGCAAAGCAAACAUCAUCGUUUGAAACCGUUGUUGUUCGAUCCCGGUGGUUAUCGUUUGAAUGAUUUGAAUGGAGCUCAUCAAUGCAUACAAUCACCAGCACGGAAGAGGAGAAUGAUGAUCCGACUAAUAUGGGACAGGCUUUGCAGCAGAAAUUAUAAUUCCGGAGCAGUGGAUGGAGCCACUUUGUUUCACCCGUGCCUACUACAAUUGCAUAUACGGAGGUAUGGUGCUGCCAUCUGGAUGAAGUUUACUGUUUCGCAAACCUUAAUGAGUACUCACAUGGAACAUCGUAUCAACACUAUUUCACAUUCGAGGUUUGGAAGAUCAGUUUGUUACCAGCUCCACGGGGGGGAAUGUUACGAAUGCUCGCAUUACGUUUCGUGCUUAGUGGACCUGGCAACCCUGAAACUAAAGUAUCGAGGAUUCGAUCGGAGCUGCCUAUUGAAGUGAGAUGCGGUGAUUCGGCAGUGUAAUUUUGUCCGUGAGUCCGAUAGGAACUACGAGGAGAGUGCACUGUGUUAGGAGAGUUGUUUGUCCCGCGAACCGAUACUAUUUUGUAAGUUUAAUAUGUAAUGAAAUUGUAAUAAAAACUUUAGCUAAUAAUGAUAAUAAAUUGCAGUAUCGAAGCUGCUCGAAAUAGAA